Messenger RNA from Trichogramma pretiosum, 2048 nucleotides. RefSeq lists its product as uncharacterized. The transcript has a single exon. Bases 185 to 1957 code for a protein of 590 amino acids. The record is from RefSeq and is a predicted model, not a curated record. Gene Ontology annotation, molecular function: protein binding. NCBI's taxonomy places the organism in Eukaryota, Metazoa, Arthropoda, Insecta, Hymenoptera, Trichogrammatidae.
UAGCGAAGACCACUAUACAACAUUAAAAUUCAAGUAACUAGAGUAUCUCGUGUAGUCGAGCGAAAAAUCUUGUUUACUAUCGGCGCUCGAGUGAGCAAUACCAUACCCGUUACGACGUCGCAGCAUCCGAUGAAUAUUUUCGUCGACCGCAGCGAGUGAUUACAAAGCGACGAAAUAAGAAAAAAUGAGUCGCAAAAUAGUGUCCCGGUGCGUCGACCUCUUUCACGGAUCAGAGAUGAAGGAGAUGAGGAGUCUGCGUCGAGAGCUCGUCAAUAAUUGGGAGAUCGAGGACGAGCGAAAUAAACUUUUCGAGAAAUUUGGUAUCUUGAUCGGAGCCUGGCAGGGAUCGUUGCCCAAACUCCGGGACGUCUUCGAACGGGAAGAAAUCGAUUGGCUGCUCUCGGAGGAUUUGAGAAACUCCACGAUACAAGACGACGGAUUACGAUCGACCCCCAUCGUCGAUUUCGCGAUCAGCGCCGGCUACAGGGACGAACCCGCGCUAGAUCGAGACGGCGCGCCAAUUUUGCUUCGCACCACACCGCUGCAUCAUCUGGCCGGACGCCAACGCAGCCAGUGGGACGACGUGGCUUCCAAACUUUUUCGAAUCUACGACAGGUUCGAGGCGAAUUACGUGGACGUCGAGUCCGACCGCACGCAUUUCCACGUGGCCUGCGAAUUCGGAUGCGAAAAAGUCGUCGAGAAAUUCCUCGUGGCCGGCCGGGUGGAUCCCGACUGCCGGCUGCCGAGGACGGGCGAUCCCGCGCUGUACCUGGCUUUGAGGCGCGGCUGCCGGCAGGUGCUCGAGCUGUUGCUGCGCCACGGCGCGAAUCCAAAUCUGAGCGACGCGCAAGGAUCGACGCCUCUGCACCUGAUCGCUCGCUCGCGUGACAGAUUUUUCGGCUCCGAUCGUCUCGGCCUGAUGCGAGUGUUCUUCGAGAUCAGGCCGACUCUGGCCGUGCUCCAGCGCAAGAGCGAACAGCGGAGCAGUCACGGCAGUGUAGACUCGGAGUUCCCGGCGUGUCUCUUCGAGGCGUACGAGGAUCUGCGCUUCGCGCGCAUCAACGACCUGGACGGUGAGGGCAACAGCGCGCUGCACUUGGCUCUGCUGGCCGACGCGACCGACGAAGCGGCCGAGUUCCUGCUGCGCCGGGGCGCCGACCCGAACCUGGCCAAUCGCGGCUGGGGCUGGACGGCGCUGCACGUGCUGUGCGCGAGAGACCACUACAGCGAGAACCUGAGGACGUUCCUCGCGAUCUGCGACGAGAUUCGCCAGCCGGUGCAGCUCGAGGUUCGGGACAAUUUCGACCGGAGCCCGCUCGAGUGGGCCGUGUCGAACUGCUUGCCGGACGCCGUCGACGUGCUCUUGGAUCGCGGCGCCCAACUGACCAGCUUCGUUUUCCCCGCGGAGAGAUUCGCGCGCCGUACCACGCUGACGCACGCCUGGAGGCUCAGACUGGCCGGCGGCGCCUUGGCCUGCAUCGAGCGUCUCCAGAUAGCCGGCUACGACUUCCAGCAGGCCCAGAUCGUCAUGGACUUUUUCUGCAACCACGGCAUGAUCGAGAGAUCGAGGGUGGAAGGAGCGAGGGAUUGGUACAACGACGAGGACUUCGUGGCCGUGGCGCGGGCUUGCCCGAUCACGAGGAACCUGUCGCUCGACGACUUGAUUCGCUUGUCGGCCAACGAGGCGGCGGGUCGACUCGAGUUGGGCCACUACCGCGAGCUGGCGGAAUCCUGGAGACGCUGGGCAGUCCCCGACGGGCACGCCGAGGCUUGCGUGCGGCAUCUGUGCGAGAAGGCGUCGAGGCCGUUCUUCAGGCGUUGGGCGCUCUAUCCUUUCUGGUAUCUGAUGCACCAGAGGCUGCCGGUCGAGUUGUGCGAACGCAUCAUCGAGAAUCUGUCGAACGAAGAUUUUUAUGGUAUCGUCGUGGCUCAGAGUUUGCCGAAUAACGAUAGAUAAUUGUCGCAAUUGUAAUGUAUAUAAUUGUAUAUAUUGUGCAGAGCCCUCGUAUUAUUCGUACGAAUAAAUAUAAAAAAAAAACAGAUUUGAA